Molecule: messenger RNA, 1020 nt
Organism: Hypomesus transpacificus
Lineage: Eukaryota; Metazoa; Chordata; Actinopteri; Osmeriformes; Osmeridae
Product: transmembrane protein 121-like
Exons: 1
Coding region: 1-1020 (339 amino acids)
Source: RefSeq, a predicted model, not a curated record
AUGGUGCCUCCACCGCCCACCAACAAGCCCCAUGUCUGCCUGUCGACCAUCUUGAUAAUGGGGAGUAUGGCUUUGAUGGACGCCUACCUUGUGGAACAGAACCAGGGACCCCGGAAGAUCGGCGUGUGCAUCAUGGUCCUGGUUGGUGACAUAUGCUUUCUCAUCGUGCUGCGCUACGUAGCCGUGUGGGUGGGCUCAGAGGUUCACACCGCAAAGCGUGGUUAUGCCAUGAUUCUCUGGUUCUUCUACAUCUUUGUGCUGGAGAUCAAGGUCUACUUUGUCUACCAGAACUACAAAGCUGAGGAUGGGAGAGGCACAGUUGGCGGGAUAGGGGCAGACGCAGGGGUCAUGAGAAAGGCCCUCACCUUACUCCUGUCCAUCUGCAUACCAGUAGUUUUCAUCACCUUGGCUGCCACAGAUCACAUGGAGUACGUGCGGCCGCACAAGAAAAAGGAGGAGAUCAGGAGCCGUCUUUUCUGGGUGGUGGUUGACCUGCUUGAUAUUUUGGACAUGCAGGCUAACCUGUGGGAGCCUCAGAGGAAAGGGCUCCCCUUAUGGGUGGAGGGACUGAUGUUCUUUUACUGCUACAUUCUUCUGUUGGUGCUGCCAUGUGUGUCGCUAAGUGAGAUUAGCAUGCAAGGUGUAAACAUUGUGCCCCACAAGAUGAUGCUCUACCCAAUUCUCAGUCUUGUGACCAUAAAUGUCAUAACAAUCUUUAUUCGUGGUGGGAACAUGUUUUUUUACAGGGACACCAGGGUGUCUGGGAUACUAAUAGGUAAAAAUGUAAUUGCCAUCAUCCUGAAGACUUGCAGCUUUGUACAGUACAGGAGACAGAUGCAUGAGGCCCCUCCACCACUUCUUGGAAUAGAUAUGCAAAAGAAUUCCAUUCCCAUUGCACCAACGGUGCCCAUAUCAGUGCCCAUGUCUAUGCCCAUGCCACCUCAGGUAAUCAUUGAGGACUUUACAACUUUACCAGAGGAGACAGAGUGUGCAAGUGACAGAGAAUGUGACCAAACGUGA